GCGGGAAGGGCCGCUGCUCGCCCUGCUCAGGGCCUGGGCUGGUGGGGUGCUCGCAGCCCUCACAAAAGGGCCUGCCGUUUCUGUGUGAUCUCUGCUCACCCUGUACUCCAGCUGUUCACCCCGCCAUCUGGAUACCUUCUUGUGGAGGAGUGGGGUGGACCUAAUGGAAGAUGGGGACCAGAAUCGCCUGUCACCCUCCACUCCAGUGGGGGGGCAAAAAACCAGCUCCCACCCUGCCCCCUCAGGCGCACAGCCCUCUGUACACACCUGCUAUUCACACACCCACUGCUCAUCCUAUUCUUCCACCCACGUGUAAACUAAAACACACACACUCAUGCCCAUGAAUGUUCUGAGACAUCUGUCCAAACAUAGUUCUCUGGCCACUCAUCGGAAGGGACUUCCACAAGUUUGUGGCAAUGUGGAAUGGAAAGAGAAUGAAAGUUUCCCAUGAACCUUGUGAAGCCCCCUUGUAUAUUCACUCUUCUAUAUCUGUGCCUUUGUAACUCACACAUUUUAUAGUGGUCACCCCUGUUCACUCAUGUCCUCUGUUGAGAUACACUCCUGGUGGCACACGGCACACGUGACUUGUGUCUUGACAUAGAUUAUAUGGACUACACUCAUGCCUGAUAUUUUCUCACACGGUCCAUGGUCCUCAGUUCCAAUUCCUAGGGCACAGUUGGGUAAACAAGGAACUGCUCACCCCAAAGUCAGUGGUUCAACACCCCCCACCCCCGCCCCAGCCCUCUGAAGGUGUCCAGUUCAGAAACCCUCUAGAGUUGCUAUGCGUUGGAAUCAACGUACGGGUAGUGAGUUUGGUCUUAUCCAUAUAGUCAAGGAACCGUAGGCAUUAAACUGCAAGCUUGGUAGUUCGAGCCCAUCAGUUGCUCUGCAGGAGAAAAAUGAGGCUGUCUCUUCUGGUAAAGCUUUCUAGUCUUGGGAACUCUUUAAGGGGAGUUGCACUCUGCCUUCUAGGGUCACUUUGAGUCCAAAUUAACUUGCCGGCUGUGGGAUUUACACACGGGCAUAGUCAAGGCGCCCUGGCGGCACAGCGGUUAAGGGUUCAGCUGGUAACCAAAAGGUCAGCCGUUUGAAUCCACCAGCCGCUCCUUGAGAGACAGCUGUGGCGAUUUGCUUCUGUAAAGAGGACACCCUGGACAACCUAGGGCCUUUCUGCUCUGUCCUGUAAGGUCUCCGUGUCGCACUGAAUCUGGGGCAGGCUGUGCACACAGGCUCCCUCAGCACUCUGUCCACUUCUGAUGACCGCAGCAGAUGCCCGGGUUCUGGUCAACGGCUUCAGAGCUGAGGGGGCAGUUCUGGGUGGAGGCCUACUGUUCUCUUCCAGGAAGGAGCGGGGCCUGGGUAGGUGGAGCCCUUUUCCCUGGACUCCGGGCUAUGUCAUGUAGGAGCAGCUGCCAGAGGUGAGGGUGAGACCUUUGGGUUGGAAAGCUUGGCUCAAGGAGGGGCUGCCCCUUCAUCCUGGGGAGGUUCCUUUGGGGUACUAGCUGGAACAGGCCGGUUCUUAGAGGUUGGCAGUAGGGCAGGGUGGUGGAGGCUCCUGAUAGAUGGGCACUGGGGAGGCUGGGCGUUGUCAUGGAAACAAGUGUGUGGCUGUAUCCACCUCUGGGAGGCAGGAGACCCCAGAGGGUACUUGUGAGCUUCCUAAAAGGGCCCGGGUUUCUGGUUCAGCAGGCUCUAUCCUGACCGCCUCUCUGUCUGGGAGAAACUGAGGCCACGCUGGGGGAGCCUGGGCACUGCCUGGCCUUAGCUCUUUGUUCCCUAAUUACCAUCUGAGUUGCUGAUGGCGUCCCUGAGAUGGUUUCUGUCCAAAGUGCCCUGUAAUGAGGCCACCUGUCCCAGGGGACCAACCCAAGUCCUGGCCUCUAUGGGUGACACAGGAUUGGUCUCAGGCCUUGACCUGGGCCUUGGCUGCUGGGGUGGGGGGGCUCAUAUAGCCACGUGAGCCCUCUUGCCCUGGCACCGUCUCUGCCCAUUAGACUCAAUGCUCAGCCCUGUCCAGACCAGAGUUGAUGGUGAUCUGCGGCCCAGCCUAGGUUGCCCUGGAGGCCCCUGGCCCGGUCUGAGCCCCCACUGUCAUGGCGAUUGUUCAGACCAUGCCGGUGGCACUGGAGGCCACCCCUGAGGCCACCACUGCCCCCCACGCUCCAGCCAUGGGCAGCGUGAGCAGCCUCAUCUCUGGUCGGCCCUGCCCGGGGGGCCCAGCUCCCGCUCGCCACCACGGCCCCCCUGGGCCCACCUUCUUCCGCCAGCAAGACGGUCUGCUGCGCGGUGGCUAUGGGGCACAGGAGCCACUCUGCCCAGCUGUGCCCCCCAGGAAGACCGUCCCUGCUGCCACCUUCACCUACAUCAAUGAAGACUUCCGGACAGAGUCCCCUCCCAGUCCCAACAGCGAUGUGGAGGAUGCCCGAGAGCAGCGGGCACACAACGGCCACCUCCGCGGCCCCCCACCAAAGCUCAUUCCCGUCUCCGGGAAGCUGGAGAAGAACAUGGAGAAAAUCCUGAUCCGCCCAACAGCCUUCAAGCCAGUGCUGCCCAAACCUCGUGGGGCACCUUCCCUACCUAGCUUCCUGGGUCCCCGGGCCUCAGGGCUGUCCGGGAGCCAGGGCAGCUUAACACAGCUGUUUGGGGGGCCUGCCUCCUCCUCCUCCUCCUCUUCCUCCUCCUCGGCUGCCGACAAGCCCCUGGCACUGAGUGGCUGGGCCAGCGGCUGUCCAUCUGGGACACUCUCUGACUCUGGCCGAAACUCACUGUCCAGCCUGCCUACCUACAGCACGGGGGGCACCGAGCCGGCCACCAACUCUCCCGGUGGACACCUGCCCUCCCACGGCCAAGGGCGGGGGCCACUGCCCGGGCCACCCCGAGGGGCCCCGACUGGGCCCUCCCAUUCGGACAGUGGCCGCUCCUCUUCCAGCAAAAGCACAGGCUCCCUGGGUGGCCGAGCAGCCGGGGGUCUCUUAAGUAGCAGGCCACCCCGGGCCUCCCCUGACAGCAGUUCCUGUGGGGAGCGCUCCCCACCACCACCACCCCCUCCACCCCCCUCGGACGAGGCCCUCCUACACUGUGUCUUGGAAGGGAAGCUACGUGACCACCGGGAAGCUGAGCUUCAGCAGCUGCGGGACAGCCUGGACGUGAGCGAGUCCACCGGGUGCCAGGUGUACGAGGACCGGCAGCGACACUGGCCGAGAGAGCGGGAGCCACUGCGAGAGGACUGUGCAGCGCAGGCGCAGCGGGUGCAGCGGGCCCAGCAGCUGCUGCAGCUGCAGGUCUUCCAGCUGCAGCAGGAGAAGCGGCAGCUGCAAGACGACUUUGCGCAACUGCUGCAGGAGCGGGAGCAGCUGGAGCGGCGCUGCGCCACCUUCGAGCGGGAGCAGCGGGAGAUGGGACCACGGCUGGAGGAGACCAAGUGGGAGGUGUGCCAGAAGUCAGGCGAGAUCUCCCUGCUGAAGCAGCAGCUGAAGGAGUCCCAGGCAGAGCUGGUGCAGAAGGGCAGUGAGCUGGUGGCCCUGCGGGUGGCGCUGCGGGAGACCCGGGCUGCGCUGCGGGUCAGUGAAGGCAGGGCGCGGGGCCUCCAGGAGGCAGCCCGGGCCAGGGAGCUGGAGCUGGAGUCCUGCUCCCAGGAGCUGCAGCGGCACCGCCAAGAGGCAGACCGGCUGCGGGAGAAAGCAGGGCAGCUGGAUGCUGAGAUGGCCGGACUCCGGGAGCCCCCUGCGGCCCCUGCCACCGCUGACCCCUUCCUCCUGGCAGAGAGCGACGAGGCCAAAGCACAGCGGGCAGCCGCUGGGGUGGGGGGCAGCCUGCGUGCCCAGGUGGAGCGGCUGCGGUCGGAGCUGCAGCAGGAGAGGCGGCGGGGCGAUGAGCAGCGGGACAGCUUCGAGGGGGAGCGGCAGGCCUGGCAGGCCGAGAAGGAGCAGGUGAUCCGCUACCAGAAGCAGCUGCAGCACAGCUACAUCCAGAUGUAUCGGCGGAACCGGCAGCUGGAGCAGGAGCUGCAGCAGCUCAGCCUGGAGCUGGAGGCUCGGGAGCUGGCUGACCUGGGCCUGGCGGAGCCCGCCCCCUGCAUCUGCCUGGAGGAGAUCACUGCCACAGAGAUCUAGGGCCACCGCAGCGGCUCUGCAGGGCGCUCUGCUGUCAGGGUGCCACCUCACAUCACAUCCACUCCACCCCAGGGCCCAGAGCCACUCGCCUCCUGGGAUCCCCGGGUGGCCCUGGGGCCUGGAGGAGCAAGACCAACCCCUGGAGGUCCCCAUGUGUCCUGUCACCCGGAGGCUCCUUACCCACUCCACCUGUUAAACUCCCUGUUACCUACACCACUCCGCCAGCCCGCCACCCCCAGACGCUCACCAGCUCACCCCAGCCCCCCGGGGAGCCACAAGGACAGAGGGACCCCCUCAUCACUACCACGCGCUUGCGCACCCCAACGCCAGAGACAGCCAGAUGGCACCAGCUGCCCCAGAUGUGCCUGCCCCCACCCUGUCCACAUUGGGCUCAGGGCUGGGCCUGGGGUCCGCUCCCCAGGGUUCCCGCUCUAGCCCCUCGUGGGGAGAGGGGGCUGUAGUCAGACCAAAGGAAGAACUCAGAAAUGUUUAUUUGUGACCAAGCGACCCCUUCCCAACACCUAGUUUAUGGCCUCGCUUUCACUUGUAUAUUUUUCACACUGUAAAUUUCUUGUACAAACCCAAAGGGGAAAAAAUUAAAAAAUUGCUUUGUUUUUAAAAAAAAAAAAAGUGCUGGA
Echinops telfairi (small Madagascar hedgehog) is the source of this 4750-nucleotide messenger RNA. It is a transcript of the gene LZTS2, whose product is annotated as leucine zipper tumor suppressor 2. The record is from RefSeq and is a predicted model, not a curated record. The coding region runs from base 2094 to 4112 and encodes 672 amino acids. Gene Ontology annotation, biological process: cell division; negative regulation of canonical Wnt signaling pathway. NCBI's taxonomy places the organism in Eukaryota, Metazoa, Chordata, Mammalia, Afrosoricida, Tenrecidae. The transcript is spliced from 5 exons.